Cuscuta campestris is the source of this 2950-nucleotide messenger RNA. The record is from the annotation of a GenBank genome assembly. NCBI's taxonomy places the organism in Eukaryota, Viridiplantae, Streptophyta, Magnoliopsida, Solanales, Convolvulaceae.
GAUUCUUCUCAUUUUUAUCAUCCCAUUCUAUCCCAACUUCGGGAUUUACACAUCUCGUCUCCAUUUUAGCUUGUAUAUUAGUUUUAGUAGUUAGUUUGAAGUAUUUUCGGAGGUUUUGACUCCAGAUCUGUCCUGUUCCGCUUUUACGGAGGUUGAAUCCUUGAAAUUCUUCAAGAUUUGAGGGUAACGAAGAAUUAAAGUGGUUUUAACGGUACUUAUGGCAGAGGAAACACCCCCACCGCUGAAUGAUCCAGCGGGUCUUGAUAUGCUCGAACCCAGUGCGAAGAAGACAAAGAUCACAGAAGGUGCUUUAUCCACUCCCCAACCCACCCCAUCUGUUGAGAGAAGUAUGUCUACAGACAUGAACCAGAAUGUUGGAAUUUCUUAUCGAACGGCUCUUACUGGGGAAACAGGAAACGAAAGAUCGGGAGAGUUUGAGAUCGAAAUGACAUCCGACGAUGAAGAUGUGGGCUUUGAUGAAGAAGAAGAUGCAGAAUGCCCAGUCAUUAGGCUAACCAAAGAGGAGAAAGCAAGGCUCAGAUCACCAUGGAGACAAACAUUGAUCAUUAAAAACACCGAAGCUAACAAAGAUACUGGUGAGACUGGUAAUGAUAUUUCGAUAAUGGAGGGUGCCACCGCCAAUGGUAGGAUUGGAAGUCAAAAAGGGGUAGAGCAAACCUCAAGAAGUGAGGGGCUGAUUAGACCAGAAGUUGUGGAGAAUUAUGGGGCCUGGAUGGUGGCCUCGCGUCAAAGGCGUCGUGUCAUCAACAACCAGGGAAAAAGAGAUCAAAGGGAAGCUAAACAUGGAAAGGAAUUCCAACAACCCAAGAAAGGAUCUGUUCCAGGGUACCAACAGGAUCGGGGAACGAGGUUCCAAGUAUUGACUGAAAACAAUCCUUAUAUGGAAAUCCAAGAUCUUGACAACGUGGAAUUAACUAGCGAGAAUCGGCAACCGGUUUCUAGGGAUGCUUACGAGUCAACCCCUGGAAGGAAUCAAAGCCAAGGAAACAGAGGGAAACGACCGGCGGUACAAGUGAAUGAAAGACAAAUUGAAGGGAACAACAACCAUGGAAAACAUAAGGAAAGACAGGCACACGCGGGAAAAAGCAGAGAUAGAGAAGAAGGGAGCGAGUCUGGCAGCCGAAAUAGGGCAGCUGAGAGCGAGGAGCAUGUUGGUUUUCAAGGGAACAAACAAGGAGUCAUGAAUGUGCAACGAAUUCCCAAUGAUAGUUUUGGCAACAACAUCGAGGAUGCUAUUCAAAUUAUCAUUUGGAAUUGUCAAGGGGCGGCGUCUAAAGGCUUUCUUAGAGCUGCCAAAUGGUUUAUUCAAUCUCACAAACCAGACAUUUCUUGUCUUUUAGAGACUAAAACCUCGGGAAUGAAUGCUAACAAGGUUUGUCAGAGUUUGGAUUUUGAUAAUUGGAACAGAAUUGAAGCUGUUGGGUUCAGCAGAGGAAUAUGGACUCUCUGGAAUAAUUCGGUGGAAGUCACUAUUUCAGCCACCAACCCACAAUUUAUGGUUAUGGAGGUUCGGCUUGAUAGCAGGAAUAAAUUCAGCCUUGCUGUUGUUUAUGCUAGCCCCACUCGCCACCUGCGUAGGAAACUUUGGAGUGCGCUAAGAAGGGAUAAGGUUGGCAUUAUCACCCCUUGGAUCACCGCUGGAGACUUUAACUCAGUUAUGCAUAGAGAUGAAGUAAGCAAUCCUGAUCAGUUUGAUUACCACCGGUGCUCUAAUUUCAACGAGUGGAUCUUUGAUGAAGGUCUACUAGAUAUGGGCUUUUCUGGACAAUGUUUCACAUGGAAAAGAGGCAACGAGGGCACGACGUUCAAGGGGGCCAGACUGGACAGAGCACUUUGUUCAAUUGACUGGCUUGACAAGAACAUUGAUACUGAUGUUAGACACUUGACAGCGAUUAAUUCAGAUCACUGUCCUUUGUUGCUUUCAUUCGGCAACAUUAGAACUACAAGGCGUACUGGCUUUAAAUAUCAAGGUGCGUGGGCUAGUCACACUAACUUCAUGAAUGUGAUAAAUAAGACUUGGGACCCGAACUGUACUGUCCAGGCCAACUCCAAAAACAUGGCUGCUGCAUUCGAUAACUGGAACCGGGACACUUUUGGCAACAUUUAUCAAAGGAAAAAGACUCUAACUAGAAGACUUGAAGGAGUACAAGAGGCGAGGGGAAUCAGUGAACUUGCUAAUAUCCCCAGGUCCUAUGACCUUGGAAAGUACUUAGGAGUCCCUUCUAUCCAUGGAAGAGUCACAAAUGACAUGUUUGGUGCUAUUCUUGAUAGACUAGAUGCAAAAUUGGAAGGCUGGAGAACCAAGCUCUUAACAAUGGCCGGUCGUAGAAUUCUCGCCCAGUCUGCACUUACCACCAUUCCUUACUAUGUCAUGCAAUCAACGAUGCUACCGACAGGGGUUUUGGAAGCUAUUGAUAGAAAAGUGAGGGGUUUUCUAUGGGGCAGCACAAGGAAAGGUGGGAAAAAUAUUUUUGGGUACAGGAAGGGAGCGUCUAAUGCCUGGAGAGGAAUCAUGACAGUUAUGCCUAUGAUUGAAGCUGGCAUUCACUGCCGCGUUCAUAAUGGGCAAAUGACGAGGUUCUGGCUUGACACUUGGAUCGGUGAAAAACCACUUUGCGAUUUGGUGCAAGAUUUUGGCACCAGACAUGAUCCGCAUGCCACGGUUGCUGAACUUUGGAAUGGCUCUCGUGGGUGGAAUUGGGAGAAAAUUCCAAACCUCCCACCUAACAUUAUUUCUUUUAUGCAGUGCCAGGUUAUGGAGUUGGACACUAACACCCCUGAUGAAUUCUACUGGAAGCAUGAUCCUACAGGGGUUUGGGUGCUUGGCCGUGGGCAGUAGGAGGGGGUUUGGUGGGGGUGUAAGUGGGACGUGAGGAAUGUUAUAUAUUUUAGUGUAAUUGGAAAAACUACGACCAAUGGUAUCCUAAUA